Messenger RNA from Peromyscus leucopus (white-footed mouse), 2565 nucleotides. Its product is annotated as zinc finger protein OZF-like. Gene Ontology annotation, molecular function: DNA-binding transcription repressor activity, RNA polymerase II-specific. The transcript is spliced from 4 exons. NCBI's taxonomy places the organism in Eukaryota, Metazoa, Chordata, Mammalia, Rodentia, Cricetidae. Gene Ontology annotation, biological process: negative regulation of transcription by RNA polymerase II. The record is from RefSeq and is a predicted model, not a curated record. Bases 125 to 1903 code for a protein of 592 amino acids.
ACGUAUAUUCGGAAGGCCCCGCCCUUGCUGCCAUGUUUGAGUCCUGUGUUGUGAGAAGGCCUAUGGUGUUCCGUCUGGACUACCUGUCUCUCCUGGUUUUAGGUCGUUUCGGAAGAAGACCUGGAUGCAUCUGAAAGAGGAAAUGGAGCCAGUGACUUUUGAUGAUGUGGCUGUGAACUUCAGCCCAGGAGAGUGGGCUUUGUUGGAUUUUAGUCAAAAGAAGCUCUACAGAGAUGUGAUGACAGAAACCUUUAUGAACCUGAUCUCCAUAGGGAGAACAGAAGAAAACAUUGAAGAAGAGUGUGCAAAUGUCAGAAGUCGUCUGCGAACUCCAGUGAUUGAAAGAGAAUGUAAAUAUGGAGAUGGUUGUCAGUGUGGAGAAACCCACCACCAGAUUCCAGAAUAUAUUGUUAAUGAGGACAUGCCUUCUGUAACAGCAGUACAUGAAAGAAAUGUAUGUGCAAGAGACACCAUUGGUCAUUUACCCUCAGGUGUGCAUCUCACAGUUGAAAUUGGAGAGAAACCAUUUGACAGCAAGGGACAUGUGGAGGUAUCUUUUCAACAUGAGAAACGUUAUACAGAUUUCACUUCUUUUCAGUCCUUUCAGGUACUCAAAAGUCCUAGGCAGAUAAUUUAUAAAAAGAAACAAUCUAAUGAAGCCUAUAGUAUUCAUACUUCUGAUCAAAAUUAUGAGCAAAUUUACAGUGAAGGUACAUGUCACAAAUAUAAUCAGUUUGAAAAAGCCAUCGGGAAAUACAGUUACUUUCAAAUGUAUGAAAGAAUCGACACUGGAGUGAAACCAUUUAUGUGUAAGCAAUGUGGAGAAGCCUUUAUUAAUUUCAGUCAACUUGUCUACCAUGAAAAAAUUCAUCCUGGAGAGAAAUGUUAUGUGUGUAAUCAGUGUGGAAAAACAUUUAGACAUUAUUCAUACCUUCAGAAACAUGAAAGAAUUCACAGUGGAGAUGCACCCUAUGUGUGUAAGCAAUGUGGCAAAGCAUUUAUUCGUUCAUCACACCUUCUUGUCCAUGAAAGAAUUCACACUGGAGAGAAACCUUAUGCGUGUAAGCAUUGUGGAAAAGCAUUCAGCCAUCACAGUGCCUGUUACAGACAUGAAAUAAUUCACACUGAAGAGAAACCCUAUGUUUGCAAGCAAUGUGGGAAAGCAUUUACUUGUUCUACAUCCCUUCGCAACCAUGAAAGAAUUCACACUGGAGAAAAACCUUAUGCAUGUAAGCAGUGUGGCAAAUCCUUCAUCCAGCGUGAUGCUUGUUACAAUCAUGAAAGAACUCACACUGGAGAAAAGCCUUAUGUAUGUAAACAGUGUGGGAAGGCAUUUACAUGGUCCACAUGCCUUCGAAACCAUGAAAGAACUCACACUGGAGAGAAACCUUACACAUGUAAGCAUUGUGGGAAAGCCUUCACCCAUUCCAGUACCCGUUACAGUCAUGAAAGAAUUCAUACUGGGGAGAAACCAUAUGUAUGUAAAAAAUGUGGGAAAGCAUUCAUUCAUUCCAGUCAUCUUAUCAGCCAUGAAAAGAUCCACACUGGGGAGAAACCUUACCCAUGUAAGUAUUGCGGGAAAGCUUUCAUUCAACGUAAGGCUUGUUACAAUCAUGAAAGAACUCAUACUGGAGAGAAACCUUAUGUGUGUAAACACUGUGGAAAAGCAUUUAGGUGUUCCACAUACCUUCGCAACCAUGAAAGAACUCACACUGGAGAGAAACCUUAUAUAUGUAAGCAUUGCGGAAAAGCCUUUACACAUCAGAGUGCCCGUUACCGUCAUGAACGAAUUCAUACGGGAGAGAAACCCUAUGUAUGUAAAAAAUGUGGGAAAGCAUUUAGUGAUUGCAGCUAUCUUGUGAAGCAUGAAAGAAUUCAUUGGAGAGAAAACUUACACAUGUAAAAAUAGAGACGCUUUUAUGUGUUCCACAUCCCUUUAUAUGCACGAAAGAGCCAACAGAAAAGAACUGAAGAAUUCGCAGCAGUAUAUCUGGUGGCCUUGUCUAUGGACAACUUACUUAUAGUGUGAAGUAUGAAAGAAAACUGUGAACAUCUCAUAAGAAAGGCUCUGGGUAAAGGUGCUUAUUUCUAAGUCUGAUCAUCUGAGUUCCAUUCCAGGGUCCCAUAUGGUGGAACUAGAGAAUUAUUCCCAAAGUUUACCUCUGAGUUCCAUGAACACACAUGGGCUCACACACAAGCGCAAUAUUUAUUAAAAGAAAACAGUGGAGAGUAACUGAAAGCUUAAAAAGUGUAGUGGUAGCCUCAAUAUGCAAACAUAUAUAGGAUAAAAAUCCUAUUGCACUGGGCAUGGUGGGCAUGCCUUUUAGUCUAGCACUGGGUGAAGUGGGGAUGGAGAGAUUAGAGAACUAUAAUGGAUAUAGUGGGUUUGAACACCAUAUGGGACUUUAACCAGUUGUAAGCAAGUGGAAUUUUCUUUACAAAAAGAAAAGAUGGUUCAUCUGUUCAAAGCACAUACUGUUCCGCCCGAGAACCUGAGUUUGUUUCUCAACAUCCACAGACUGUGGCUCAUAACCACCUGUAUUUCCAAAUCCAAGAAUUGUGAUG